Molecule: messenger RNA, 1213 nt
Organism: Malus domestica (apple)
Lineage: Eukaryota; Viridiplantae; Streptophyta; Magnoliopsida; Rosales; Rosaceae
Source: RefSeq, a predicted model, not a curated record
UUAACACCGUUACAUUCUCCACGGCAUCUUUGCCAUUUUUUAACACGCGAGGCAGCUACGACGAUCGGAGAUACAGAGGAACCGAGCUGCUCGCUUGUUCAUCAUCUGCCGCUUUCUUUCCAAAUCCCCUUGGAAUUUCAGUCAAUCUCGUUAAAAGGAUGUGGGGUUUUGCUUCAAAUGCCAUCACAAGCAUUGGACUAAAAAGAAGCUCAUCAGAGCCAAGUCGGGUAUGCUUGGACUCCUCGGAUGAUGAAGUCUGCUCGAAUUCAAGCCGAGAGGAAGGGUUAGAAUGCCCUAUAUGCCUGGAAUCUUUCAACAUUGUCGAGAAUGUGCCCCAUGUCUUAUGGUGCGGCCAUACCCUGUGCAGAAACUGUGUCUUGGGGCUUCAAUGGGCCACUGUAAAGUUUUCCUCUCAAAAGUUUAAGAUACCAUUCUUCAUUUCUUGCCCUUGGUGCUACCUGUUGUCUUUGCGGCUGAUUUAUAAGGGUAAUCUAAAGUUUCCUCGCAAGAAUUUCUUCCUUCUGUGGAUGGUUGAGAGCUUUAAUGGUGAUAGGGUAAAGUUUGUUCCUGCAAUCAGUGGGGAAAACCAACAAAUUGGUUCUCCAAGAGCAAGUUUCGCUAUAGGAAAUCAAGCUGGCAAUGGUAACCUGAGGAGGAACCAUUCUAGUUGUCCUUCACUAUCAAGGUAUAACCGUGAUGAUAGAGGUGGCCGUGUGGAGCGGCAUCUAUUCUCCCUGCACAAGUCUUUGGAUUGCUUCAUUCACAUUACAUCCAAGUUCCCAUUAGUCAUAUUGUUUCUCGUGAUUGCAUUUUUUGCAAUACCUGGCAGUGCUAUAGUUUUGGCAAUCUACUUGUUACUCACAGUGGUUUUUGCAAUCCCAUCGUUCUUGUUAUUGUACUUUGCAUACCCUAUUUUGGAGAGGCUGGUAAAGGAGAUAACCUCGUGACCCAUCAACCUGAGUCUUUGCUAUCCACAUCCUUCUCAGAUCUCGUGCGUAUGAUGGUGGAAGUUUCAAGAGUUUAGUGGGAAGUUUCUUGGGUAAUUUGUAAGUUCCGACUUCUGUGUCUAAACGAUUGUCACUACUGUAACUAUCAUUAUUUGUUUGAAGUAGCUGAUUUCCUUCUGCCCAAGCUUGAGUACUCUCAAGAUUAUUGCUCUCAAGUGAUUUUAGAUGAGGUAUUGAAAUAUAUCGUAGUGGAUUACAUACAUGCU